Molecule: messenger RNA, 4361 nt
Organism: Parasteatoda tepidariorum (common house spider)
Lineage: Eukaryota; Metazoa; Arthropoda; Arachnida; Araneae; Theridiidae
Biological process (GO): regulation of DNA-templated transcription
Molecular function (GO): RNA polymerase II cis-regulatory region sequence-specific DNA binding; DNA-binding transcription factor activity, RNA polymerase II-specific
Source: RefSeq, a predicted model, not a curated record
UUUGGGAUAUCGAAUAACAAAAACAAAAGCAAACAGGAUCAGAGUUCUCACUUAGAAGAUCAACCUGUCAUUCAUAGCUGUUCAAAGUAGUAAGUUAAAUUUUCGUUUCAUUUAACAUUUAAAUUAUAACAAAAACAAUUUACUAUCGCGCACUUUUCUUUUCUUUUUUCGUCAUAAAGAACAGAAAAUAAAAUCAACCAAUCAGGGAUGAGGAAAAACUGUCCCAUUCUUUUAUAGUGAUGUUAACCCUAAUUAAUAAAACACAUUUAAUCUCCUUCACUUAAUGAUUUAAUUAUUAUUUUUGUUCAUUUUCGAGCUGUAAGAAAUGUUUUUAAAGGAAUUAAAUUUAUUUUUUAUUUUGACUCAUAAAAAAAUAGUUUCAAAGCAUUAAAACUGGCAUUACCUUCGCAAACAAGCAAUCCUGCUAGUUUUUUUUUCAAAGCGUUUUUUUACUGAUCUGAUGGCUUUUAUCGAUAUGGAGUUAUAGGGUGCCAUUGGUUUUGUUUAUGUGUAGUGGCUGUUAUUUUUGUUCAUUAUGUGACAGAACUGUUUGUAAACAGUGUUUUCAACACGUUUUUGGCAGCAAUUAUGCUGCUUUUAAAUACUUAAAAGUUUAAAAAAGGUAAUUAUUGCCUAAAUAUUUUUUUGUGACUUAAGAUCAACUAAUGCCCAUUGUUUAUUGUGUGUCGCGUAUUUCGCGAAAAUUGUGAAUUUGUUUUUUAAUGUUUUCCUGUGCGUUAAGAUACUAUCGCAAUUGGUUUAUUAUUCCUAAAAUACAACAAUUGAAAAGAAAUUUACGAUGGAACACAACUUUUUACCAUCGGACCUUCCGACCCAAGUCCCCAGCUUGGCCGCCGCUAUUGCCAUGAGCUCUUGUGCUUAUGCCUAUAGCAUUUUUACCGAUCACCCUAUGAUGGAAAAACCCCCUAUGCUUCAAAUACCAAGUAGCACAGCUCGUUCAGAAGGAGAAGUUACAAAUCAGAAUUCGUAUUUAACCACCGCUCCGUCAAACGGAAAUCUAGUAAGCAGAGUAAACAAUCAUAAUAACGUUUCAGUGAGUGGCGGCCCUGUGGAUCGAGAGGAUAGCAAGAAGGCGAAAAUAUUUCCCUGCGAGGUUUGCGGGAAAAAAUUUUCGCAGAAAGGUAACCUUAAGAAUCACAUGUUUUGCCAUUCUAAAGUCAAGCCUUUCAAUUGUGAAGUGUGUGGCAAAGGUUUCACCCAAAAAUCCACAAUGGAUUACCACAGAAGCAUACAUCAAGGGUUAAAACCCUUCAGCUGUGAGAUCUGUGGCAAGAGCUUCACACAAAAAGGCAAUCUUAAAACGCAUCUCAUAUCUCAUUCUGGGACUAAACCUUAUUCAUGCGAGAUUUGUGGUCGAGGUUUUGCCCAACGAGGAAAUAUGAAAACCCACCUUAGGACUCACUAUGGGGAGAAGCCAUUUGAAUGCGAAGUGUGCGGCAAGCGGUUUACUCUCAAAGGUAACUUAAAUACUCAUAUUCUUUCUCAUAAAGGCAUCAAACCAUUUUCAUGUGAAAUUUGUGGUAAGACUUUUGCUCAAAAAUUAAGUAUGGAAUAUCAUAUGAACAGUCACACUGGUAAUAAGCCUUACAAAUGUGCAGUUUGCGGGAAGGCUUUUACGCAGAAAGGUAACAUGAAAACUCACAUGAGAUCCCAUAGCGGUGAAAAGCAUCACGCUUGUCAGAUUUGUGGAAAAUGUUUUACGCAAAAAGGUAACAUGAAAACGCAUAUGAAGUUACACUGCCGUCCACCCGAUGUAGAUAAACCCUAUCAAUGUGGCAUUUGCUGCAAAUCUUUUGUCACAAGGUCUAGUUUAGAGUGUCAUAUGGCGAAUCACGUGAAUAGGGGUAUCACUGGCCCCAAUAACAAUAAUAAUAAGGCUAUCACUAAUAACAGCUCUAAUUUAUCGGUCAAUCGGCGGGGCCGCCCACCUAAUGAUUUGUCUUUGAAACAACUUAAUGAGCAUUUGGUCAAACAAGCUGCCAACGAUUUAUCGAUGAGGCAGCAAAUGUCUGAAACUAUUUACAAAAUAGAAGCUCCUGACCAUAACGGUAAGCACAUUAACGAUCAUUCCGUACGUCAGAUAAAUGAUCCAAUGAGUAAGUCCGAAUCUUUAAGAACUAUAAAUGACCAUCUUUUGAAAACUGGGAAUUCAUCAUUUUCAAAGCCAAAUGAUUCUUUUAGUAAACAAGGAAAUGAACUUUUAGGUAGAGCAUUAAAUGACCACUUUGGUCGAUCUAGUAAUGAAGCAUUAUAUAGAUCCUUGCAUGAACACAUGGGUAGGCCCGGUCAUGACUUUUUACGACAAUCUUUAAAUGGCCACUUGGGCAGGUUAAAUAAUGAGACAAUAAACAGGCAUGUUAAUGAACAAUUAGAACGAUCUUUAAGUGGACAGUUAGGUCGAUUAAGUACCAAUUAUUUGGCUUCAACUAGUGGUGAAUCUAUGCCAAGAUUAAACAAUGAGCAGCUUUUAAGAAAUGAACAAAUGAGAAGACAUGUUAAUGAACAGAUGUUGAGGCAAUCAAAUGAACACAUGAGGCAAAAUUCAGAACAUCUGAGGCAGGCAAAUGAUCAUAUUGGUCAGCCUAAUAGUGACCACUUAGGUCGAUCAAGUAGUGAUCAUAUAAGUAGGCAAGAGCAUAUGAGUAGACUGAAUAACGAUCACAUGAGUAGGCCACCAUCUACUGAUCAUUUAGGAAGACCUAACAAUGAGCUCAUUAGUAGACCACCAAGUGAACACAUGAUUCGACAGAAUGAUGAUCAUUUGAGUAGGCAAAGUGAUCAUUUGAGUAGAUCUAAUGAGCACAUAGGUAGGCCGAAUAAUGAGCACUUGGGAAGGCCAAAUGAUCAUUUAGGUAGACCUAAUGGGGAACAUUUAGGUAGACCAUCACAUAUGGAAGAUCAUAUAAAUCAUUCUAAUGAGCACAUGGGAAGAUCCAACAGUAAUCACUUAAGUCAGUCCAGCAAUGAACAUUUAAAUAAUCUAAGUAAUGAACAUCUUGCCAAUGAAAUGAAUAGACCUGUCAAUGAUAUUAUGAGUAGGCCUCGCAGCGAACACAUGGUAUCUUCCGGCAACGAGCACAUUGGGAGAUCUAAUAAUGAGCACAUGAUUCAAUCUGCCAAUGAUCAUUUGGGUCGAGCUAAUAAUGAACACAUGUCAAGUAGACCUGCUAAUGAUCAUAUGGGUAGACUCAACCAUGAGCAUAUGAAUAAGUCGCCUCCCGAACUUAUGGUUAGUCCCAACCAUGAACAUUUUGCUAAUGCUCGCAGUGAGCAUUUCGAUCGAGUCAACAAUGAGCACAUAGAUCCUGUUAAUAAUGAACAUAUGGGAAUUGUAAAUAAAGAUCAUUUUUCAAGACAUGCUUCAGAUCAUCAUAAUAGAAAUGAACUCAUUGGUAGUCCUCAUAAUGAGCAUCUAGUUAGACCAAGCAGUACCCAUCUUGGUAUAGUUGAAAAUGAGCCUGUUUGCAGCAAUGGUAGUGAUCAUUUAGAUAGACCAUCUAGGAAUGCUUCUGUUGAUCCUAAUGUCAACGAUAGCUUGCCAGAAUCUGAAAACGAUUUAAUGAGGAAUCAGGAAAACGAAUUACCUGUACAACUGACCCAAAACUAGUUUUUAUUUUUAUUUUUAGAAAUUACUCCUAAUAAAUCAGUGACUGCUUUGUACUACUGUUAGUCUUACUUUCUAUUAUGCUUGUGUGAGCUGCCAGUUGAUUGCCUGUUUUCUUCUGUGCUGUCUUUGAUCAUCAGUGAAUAGUAAUCAGUGCUAGGUACAAAAGCUGCCACUACACAUAGCACCAUAAGCCAUGAAAGACUAGUACAAUGUUGACAAAGGUAAUAACCCGAUUAUGUAAUUUGAAUACAGUUUUUUACGCAGAGCUUAUCACAUAGAUGAAACAAAAAUGUUAUGCAAUAAUACUUCAUAAGCAUCAGAUUUGUUAUUUUACUUAAAAAAAACCUCAAUUUUUUCGAGGUUGAUUAAUAUAGUUCCAUAAGACAGUCCACAAAUAUAUCAGCACACUGAUUGCAUUUGUAGUAUAGUAUUUACAUUGUUGAGUUCUAAUCGGUUGUUGCAGAAGUCGUACGAAUCAAUCAAGUUUCCUAUAUACUUCUUUUUGUUACUUCUAAUACAACUGAUUAGUUCAUUUUCCCACCUCGUAAACUGUCUUGUAGUUUGUCCCAAAGUUUAUAAAAAAGGCUCAAAUUAAACAAAAAUGUGUCCCUUCCUCAAUAAAAAAACUUGCAGAACUGCAUUCCCAAUCUGUAAUUUAUCCCAGUGAAUUAAAUAUCUCGUAAUGUCGAUUCUCUUCUGUAGUGAAUUAAAAUUCUUUGAUGUUUAAAAAAAA